Spodoptera exigua (beet armyworm) is the source of this 505-nucleotide messenger RNA. Lineage: Eukaryota; Metazoa; Arthropoda; Insecta; Lepidoptera; Noctuidae. The record is from the annotation of a GenBank genome assembly.
ACUGUAGUCAAGCUGGUCCAUUUGAUUUUCCUUUUCCUUCGCUUAGAAAUUCAGUUUUUAUUAAAAUCUAGAUAAAUAUGCCUCACUUCAGGAUCGAAACAAAUGUAUCAAGAAGCCAAAUUCCCGCUAAUUUUGUGCAAAAAGCUGUGCCGGUGUUGGCCAAAGCGCUUGGGAAACCCGAGCAGUACUGUGUAGUUUCCAUCAUACCAGACGUGCAAAUGAGUUUUGGCGGGUCCACCGAGCCUUGUGCGAUUGCAAACCUCAUGUCGAUUGGGGCGCUUGGCGUUGAACAGAACAAGAAACAUGCUAAAGUACUAUUUGAACUGGUGGAACAGGAAUUAGGAGUUAAGAGUGACAGGAUGUACAUCACAUUCCAAGACAACCCAUCAGGGAAUGUUGGAUUCAAAGGAACCACCUUCCAUGCCAUACUGGGACAAUAAAUAAGAUUUCGACACAUUCUUAUCUGGGAGAUAAGCUUGGACUUAGUGACCUGUAUAAUAAAGGC